Molecule: messenger RNA, 396 nt
Organism: Glycine soja
Lineage: Eukaryota; Viridiplantae; Streptophyta; Magnoliopsida; Fabales; Fabaceae
Product: protein MAIN-LIKE 1-like
Exons: 1
Coding region: 1-396 (131 amino acids)
Biological process (GO): meristem development; meristem maintenance
Source: RefSeq, a predicted model, not a curated record
AUGACUAAGUUCGGGAGGCCUGCUCCGGAGAUUGAAGGCUUUGUGGCGGCCAGUGGACUAAGUCCUUUGAUCAUCUGUUCCCUAGAUACGAGCGAUCGGGGAUUAAUGUCUGCUUUUGUGGAACACUGGCAUAAGGAAACUAACAGUUUCCAUUUGCCUGUCGGAGAGGUGACUAUCACCUUGGAUGACGUCGCGUCGUUGCUACAUCUGCCUGUUGUAGGGGCGUUCCACAACUUCGAGCUACUUCAUGUCGAUGACGCUGUCAAUAUGUUGGUGGAAUUACUCGAGGUCAGCGCUGCAGAGGAGAGAGCUGAGACGAUUCAAUGUCAUGGCUCUUAUGUUCGACUAUCAUGGUUGCGCGACGUGUAUCAGAUGAAGAUCGAGGCAUGUGACUAG